Messenger RNA from Papilio machaon (common yellow swallowtail), 1782 nucleotides. Its product is annotated as zinc finger protein 182. The transcript has 6 exons. Gene Ontology annotation, cellular component: nucleus. Bases 64 to 1707 code for a protein of 547 amino acids. Gene Ontology annotation, molecular function: DNA-binding transcription factor activity; zinc ion binding; RNA polymerase II cis-regulatory region sequence-specific DNA binding. Lineage: Eukaryota; Metazoa; Arthropoda; Insecta; Lepidoptera; Papilionidae. Gene Ontology annotation, biological process: regulation of transcription by RNA polymerase II. The record is from RefSeq and is a predicted model, not a curated record.
ACUGUCACUUUCUCGACGAAAUUGUAUAAACACCGCGGUCCGUUUUAUAUACAAGUAAUAAAAAUGGAUGCUAUAUGUCGUUUGUGCAGUUCUACUAAAUUUGUCAACAAUUACAUAUUUGAUGAAGAAAAUGCACUGUUUUUAAAAAUGUCAUUAUAUUUACCCUUUAAGAUACUGAAGAACGAUCGCCUGCCUCAGAAGAUCUGUGACAAAUGUAGCUGCAAAGUAAACGACUUUUACCAGUUCUGUAACGAAGCAAUCGAAGUCCAGUCAAAAUUACGCAGUAUAUUAAUAGCAUCAGGCAUCACAUUGGGCGACAGUGACAAUUGCUCAGCAACAGAAGCUGAGUCCUAUUCCUCCACUCUCAAAAUAAAAGUUCUACUAGAGCAAGAAACACAGACGGAGAGAGAUGAAUCGACUAAUGUGAAAGUUGAUGUCAAAGUGAAAGAAGAAAAAGUUGAACCAAAACCAUCCCCACCACAGCUGCCCGUCAAAACUGAAAAUGAUUGUUCAGACAGUGAGAGCUCAGCCGGCUCCAACGCUGUGCUCUCCGAUGCAAGUGAUGACCUAUCGCUGUUCAGUCUUAAGGAGAUAAAAAGAAUAGAAAACGGCAACACAACUAAGAAUGGUCAAGUACAAGAAAAUAGAAGAGGUAGAAAGAGGAAGGGAAAGUUAAAAGAUUUCCACUUAUUGAUUAACACCCUCAACUCAAACUCGGCUCUCACUGUGCUUACAAAAAAAGAUAGAAACAUAAUCGCGGACGAUGAGAAUAGAAAGAUAAAGACGGAGGAAAUAGACACAGAUGUACAGAAGAAAAACAAGAGAAGUAAAAAGGGGGAGCAGCCUCAGGAUGUGUACCAGUGCUGCAUCUGCUUUGAUAAGUUCUAUGCCAGACCCGACAUCCUGCAACAUUACAAGUCUCACGCCAGCGCCGCGCCCCCCGCCCCGCCGCCCGCCGCGCCCCCGCCCCCGCCCGACACACCGCCUCUCAAGUGUCCGCGCUGCAACAAGACACAGACGCUGCAGGAGGGCGAGUGGGCGGCGCACUGGCGGCGGCACUGGCGGCGCGACUGCCAGCCCUUCCGCUGCGGCCUCUGCGAGAAGACCUUCCGCGACACCUACCAGCUCUUCCGACACGGGCUGGGGCACGAGGCGGCGGGCGCGCAGCCCGACAAGCGGUUCGUGUGCGACGUGUGCCCCGAGAGCUUCGUGUACCUGCGCUGCAUGUUGGCGCACCGGGCGCGCGCUCACCCCGAGGCGGGCGGCGCAGUCGCGCUGCGCUGUCGGCUCUGCGCGCGCCAGUUCGCGCACACCAACUCGCUGCGCCGUCAUCUGCGCUCUCACACCGGCGAGCGCAACUUCCUGUGCAGCGUCUGCGGCAAGGCGCUCUCCUCCGCCGAGCACCUCAAGUACCAUCUGCGCAUCCACUCCGGCUACAAGCCCAACGUGUGCGGCGUCUGCGGCAAGGGCUUCGUCAAGAAGUGCAACCUGACGCUGCACGAGCGCGUCCACUCCGGAGAGAAACCGCACGUGUGUCCGCAUUGCGGCAAAGCCUUCUCUCAGCGCUCCACUCUCGUCAUACACGAGCGCUACCACAGCGGCGCCAGACCCUACGCCUGCGCGCGCUGCGGCCGCGGCUUCGUCUCCCGCGGCCUGCUCACCAUGCACGUCAAGAGCCGCUGCUACGCGCCCGACGACUGCAGCUAGACCCUCCGCCACUGCAGCAAGACCCUCCGCCACUGCAGCUAGACCCUCCGCCACUGCAGCUAGAGUCUCCGGCAC